AUGAAGUGGNGGAUCGCACUAACAAGUGCCAUCUUGGCGGCAACCACGACCUCCGCCCUGGAUGUUUCCGACUGCUCUUGCGGUUUCCUCGAUGCUGCGAAUGAUCAGAUUUGGACGGAUGCACUGAUUGUAUACUUCAACGAGACUAAUCAACUGCCCCAAGAAUUCAAGGCCCUUGAUUUCCACCAUCGCAGAGAGUAUGGCUACAACUCACUGUAUCGACAGGGUGCCACUCCUGAUAAUGUGAUGAUUGGCAAUGCUACAGAUGAAAAUGUCAACGAGCAGGUGCUGCAACUCUGGAUCGAUCAGGGUACUGGACAGCACUAUGUCCAGGGUGCUGGUAUCGAGGCCCUGAGACAGGACAUCCAUUUUGGUACCUUCCGUUCGUCUAUGCGCGGACCGAACAAGAACACUGGUGGAUCCGCAAUGUCGAUGGAACUCUACCACAACCGCACGUCUUUCAUCGAGGUCGACAUGUGUAACAUGCAAUACCCCGAGGACGCCAAAUUCCUGGCCCUCAAGGACGGUGAAUUCCCGGACACCAAGUACCAGCUCAAUUACACUUACUUUGCAAACGAGAAAAACGCUACCGUCGGUGGCGAUCCUUGGGAGUUUGUCGAGAGCAAGAUCGACUGGACCGCCAAGCACGUCAACUGGACCUUUGGAGGAAACCAGACCAGAUCGGCCAAGCGUAGUCGUACCGAUCUCAGUGAGCCCCUGCCUCUGGUUUUCAAGCACUGGUCGAUCGGUGACAAGUACUGGAUGGCCGGUCCUCCCAACCAACGCAACCAGGCCGACGUCGCUUGGGUACGUGCCUUCUUCAACUCUUCGCUGACCACCAAGGAUCAACAAACCGCCUUUGAUGGUCGCUGCAGAGGAGUCCAAAUGUGCUCCGUCGACGACGUCACUCUUCGUGGCUCGAGUCCUUACGAACAAGCUGCUCUCGUCCCAUACAAGGAGCCUCCGAUGAGCAGANGCUGGCGUGUCCCCGCUGGUGCCACUUCCGGUGCAGUCUUCGCCUUUGGUUGCUUGACCCUUAUCAACGUGCUUUUCAGAAGAGCUCCUUGGAAGUUGCUGCUGGCCAAGAACAGAGGCAAGAAGGUUCAUGUCGAGCCUGAAUUGAGUUCGCCUUCACCUUUCGUUCAGCAGCUUUUGGGCGUCUCCAAGGAUGAGAAGACCUUGAUUCCUGCACUUCCUGAGAAAAAGGCGUCGGUUGUUGGGUUUGUCGAUGUCGCUACGCCAGUUGAGGACAACAAGCGUGACAGCAUGCGCAGAAGAAGUGUCAAAUUCUUCAACCCCUUCGACGCCGAAUCCGGAGAUGACUUUGUCAAGAGACACAGCGGUGCUUUCACUUCAGCCACUGAGGUUCCUCGCAACAUGUCCAACGCACAACCCACCGACUGGCGCAGGAAGAGCAUGGCCUACCACGGUCAACUUCCCGAGAUGCUUCCCGAGAGGAGUGAACAGGCAAAGAAGAUCAGAAAGGCCAGUGUUGCGUUCGCCGAAGACACGGCUUUCCGUCCCCGUCAAGCCAGUACAUUCCAGAGCAUCAAGGGCCGCAGCGGAAGCACCGUCAAGGCUAUUGGACACGUUCUUCAGCAUGGUAUGCAUGAUGCUGAACGCGUCGAACCUAUCGAGCUGCAGCAGAACCUGAUGCACACCGAGUCCGACUCUGACAAUGGAAAGCCCACUGCUGCCAGAAGAGAGAGCCAUGCAAACUUUGCUGGUGUCGUCAUGCGUGAUCCGGAUACUCUGCAAGAUGUCGACCUUUCCCACCAAUCCCCAGAUGCCCGUCGCUCCACUAUCAUCAGAGGAAGACAGCCUAGCGUACUCGAGCGAUACCGCGAGAACCACUUUGCCAGCAUUGGAGGUGUCUCGAUGGCGUCUGGCAUUUCCCGUGGUUCCAUCCCCAUGAGAGACUGGAACACCCAGGAGUUGCACGAAGUCAGCACCAUUGAUCCUCCUCACGAGUCGCAGAUGAAGAUGAGCCGCCGUAUUACUCUCGCCGAAGCCGUUCCCGUGUCAGCUGUCGAUAUGCCCCUGCCCAAGGCCAAGGAGCACGAAGCCCGUAUCAACUAUCUCGCCGGUCUUGUCGCUUUCUCCUCUCUCGGUGUCACUGUCAUCCAUUUCAUGCUGUCAUUCAACCCCUACGCCGGUGGUUUGAACUAUGGUCAGCAUUACAGAAGCGAAUACUGGGCUCGUUGGACUGUUACUCCCGCUAUUCUCAACCCCAUCUGGCUCGGACCAUUCUUCGUCACUUCGUGUAGAUUCUUGGCCGCCAGAUACCUCCGUGAUGGCGACUUGGGCAUGAUUGCCGAGAAGACUCUUCUCCGUGCACCCCGCUUGCUCUUGCCCUGUUUCAUCGUCGCCGCGCUGGAGUACUUGUGCUUCGAGCUUGAAUUCAUGCAGUGGUUGUCGUACCUUCCCUCCAUCUCCUGGUCCGAGUGGGCCUUCAUGUCCAACUACGACAACUUUGGGCACUACCUCAACGCUAUGCUGGAGCUGGCUUACCUGAUCCCCAACGCUGCACCCCAGGUUGUCAGUCACUACUGUGUCGGUGUGCUCUGGUCCAUUCCCGUCCAGCUGCAAUUCAGUUUCAUGACCCUUCUGGCUGUCGUCAUGAUCCGUGAUAUCAAGACUCACUGGAAGCGCUUCGCAUUCUACUCUUGGUGUGUCAUCGCCCAUUGGUACUCGCUGAGUUGGGGAUCCUGCUUCUGGGCUGGUUUGAUGCUGGCAGAUCUGCAGGUCACCUACAAGUUCAGUGCCAAGGUUCAGGCUCGUCCCGUUCUGAGCGUGCUGUUCUGUAUGGUUAUGUGGAUCUUGGCCAUCGCCAGUGCUGCCAUGACUCUCUUGGAAGAUCGCCUGGACAUCACGACCAUGUCUUCUGAGAGAAACAUUCACCCUGACAUGUACACCGGCAAGAAGCUUGGCGACACUAUCAGAGGUGGAUACCCGCUGUACUUCGAGCCUCGUCUCAACACCCUGGUCUUUGCUGUCGCCAUGCAGUUCCUGGUCGAGACGAGCACAUGGUUCCAGGCUUUCCUUUCGAUGAAGGUCUGGCAGCCCAUCUUCCCUCACGCAUUUACCAUCUACCUCAUCCACGGAUUCAUCUGGUGGACUCUUGGUUCGUACAUGGUAGUGAUGAUCGGAUCCACGGGCGCACCCUACUGGGGCGUUCUUUUGGCAACAGCAGUUGUGUGUUAUUUCACUCUCGCCAUCACAGUUAUCGCUCUGUCCUUCCUGACCGAGACCAUUACGGCCGCUUGCUGUCGCAACAUUGCUCGCUGGGCCAUGGAGCCCAAGGUCCCCAAGCAACCCACCCUCGAGCCCUUCCCUCGCAACCUCUUCCUCGACCGCAACAGCGACACGGCAGCCCUCAAGGACGAGGAAACCGCCGUCGGAGAGACAGGCGUCGGAGCCGGCAACAUGGUCAGACGCCCUACCCUCCUUCCAGGCUCCAUCUCCGACCCCACAGCCAGACGCCCCACCAUCGUCGACGGCGCCAUUCUCAACGAUGCCGAAAAGGCCGCUCUGGGCUCCACAACCAUGUCGUCGCCCAAGCCGCCACAAGGCUUCGAGCAGAACAACCGCCACAGCAGGAACUUUGAGAACAACCGCCACAGUCAACACAUGGCCGACUUUGUCAUCGAGGAAGAGGACGAAGAGGAACUGGAUCCUGAUGAUCCUCGCUACAACAAGUCUUCUGUGGCGUCCAGUUCGUCCGACAGACAUUCCAGUUCGGCGGGUGCUAGCUCCAGUUCGGCGUCUACUUCGAGGCAGGCUCCUUGA
Molecule: messenger RNA, 3789 nt
Organism: Aureobasidium vineae
Lineage: Eukaryota; Fungi; Ascomycota; Dothideomycetes; Dothideales; Saccotheciaceae
Source: the annotation of a GenBank genome assembly